AUGGAUCAGUUUCGUGUUCCACAGGAGCAGCUGGAUCAGCUACGCCCCCGCUACUUGUGGAGAGUCCAACAUCCUGGUUGUCAAACCGAAUAUAUUGAAGGGCAAGGGCUCUACGCCCAGGACACCGACACGUUUUACAAAGAUGACCAGCGGAAAGAGUUUGGCCAAUCUGUGGAGAACAACCUUAGUUGGCAUAGCAGAGUUGUUCAGCCUUACAUUGCGCUCUUCUCCGAGCAGGACCACGCGGUGAACUGGAUCUAUAAGUUGUGGUCGAAUCAAGACUUCGAGGAGGAGGCGAUUAUUGGAUGGACCCUCUUUAAAAUAGAUUCUCGAGAGCUGGAGGACGUCUACGUGUUUAAAUUUAGCACGGUCGUCAAGAAGUUGGGUCUGCGCAACUUCCCUCGAGCGGCAGGGAAUCAGGUUUCAAAUUGCUAUAUCGCUUUGCAUAGCAUUCCAGACUCUGCCAUAGAAGAAAUUAUAGAAGCUGCAGUUAUUAUCCGCCCACCUCCACCUGGUCCUCAUGAUAUCUCCAGCGACGACAUGACUCCUUCCCCCUAA
Molecule: messenger RNA, 558 nt
Organism: Xylona heveae TC161
Lineage: Eukaryota; Fungi; Ascomycota; Xylonomycetes; Xylonales; Xylonaceae
Exons: 2
Coding region: 1-558 (185 amino acids)
Source: RefSeq, a predicted model, not a curated record